UUGGUCGUUUUUCUCAGGUAAUCCGCUGCUAAGGAAGUGAUUUCACUGUGGUAAACAUUAUUGUGUUGCAACCGUCGAUCAACGGGGUGUGAAAUCAGCAUUCACAACAAAAUAUUCUAAAGGAAAUUUAUAUUCAGGACAUAUUCGUAACGAUUGGAUCGAUAAUUAUCCAAGGAAGACGGGCGGUUGAGUUACGCGUGGAGUCGUUUGAAAGACGGUUGAGCAGCGCGUGAGGAACAUCAAUCGAAUUAGCUUAGCUUUUUGACUUCAGUGUUAGCUUGUCACGACGAGUCAUAUUUUAUAAUGCUUGAACACCUCACGACGUCAUGAAAAUAUAAUGAAUUCGUCGGUAUAUUCCCCAAAGUGGAUAUUUUGGGGCAAACUAAUGCAUUGACUGAGAGACCUCUGCGUUCUCGACCUAACUUGUUUUGGUAGCUGUGUGUCCUUUAAAUAGUUGACAUUUUACCACCCCGAGCCAGACUACCUUAUUUUACGAUUUUGCGCUGUGAUAUAAGGCUUUGUUUUUUAACAAGUUCGCUUAAACUGUAUUGAAUUAGGAGCUGUAGUCUUCUCCAUUAAUUGUUGUCGAUUACGGUUUCUUACAAUGAACAACUGUGAGUACCAACAAAUAGACCCCCGGGCACUCAAAACAUCUACCACCCGGACCUCCACCCUGUCCUGUGGGAGAAAAGGCUCCCAGCGGCUUCGGAGAAAAUGGGAAGUUUUCCCUGGAAAAAAUCGCUUUUAUUGUGAUGGACGUCUUAUGAUGGGGAGGCAAUGCGGUGUGCUCCCUCUGACCAUCGGCCUUAUUUUUAUCACCAGUGGCUUAUUUUUUACAUUCGAUUGCCCAUAUCUGGUGGAGCACCUUACCAUCUUCAUUCCAGUCAUUGCUGGGGUGUUAUUUGUAUUUGUGGUUAUCGCCCUCCUUCAAACCAGUUUUAUAGACCCAGGGAUAUUACCAAGGGCUUUGCCAGAUGAGGCUGCAGACCUUGAGAGACAAAUCGAUAAUUCUGGAUCAUCAACGUAUCGUCCACCUCCUCGCACUAAAGAGAUUCUUAUAAAUGACCAGAUGGUCAAACUGAAGUACUGUUUCACUUGCAAAAUGUUUCGUCCGCCCCGGACAUCCCAUUGCAGUCUGUGUGACAACUGUGUGGAGCGAUUUGACCACCACUGUCCUUGGGUGGGAAACUGUGUUGGGAAGCGCAACUAUCGUUUUUUUUACACCUUCAUAGUGUCACUUUCCUUUCUGACAUCCUUCAUCUUUGGCUGCGUGAUCACUCACCUCACACUGCGAUCAAAUCGUGAGAACGGUAUCAUCCAGGCAAUACAAAAGAGUCCAGCCAGUGUUGCUGAACUAGUCAUUUGCUUCUUCUCCAUCUGGUCCAUUCUGGGUCUGUCAGGUUUCCAUACUUAUCUGGUGGCAUCCAAUCUGACGACCAACGAAGAUAUCAAAGGCUCUUGGUCCAGUAAAAGAGGGGAAGAAUCGGGAAACCCUUACAGCUAUAACAACAUCUUCACUAACUGCUGUGUAGUGCUUUGUGGCCCAUUGCCACCUAGCCUGAUUGACAGAAGAGGCUUUGUGCCUUCUGAUGAAACACCUCAGACAGUCAUCGCUGAUGCUGAACUGCCUCCUUUCAAGGCCAAAAAUGACACAAACAUGUGCACACAAGGCACAAAGGAGUUUAUAGAAUCCGUGGCGCAUUCCACCGUGAUCCAGAGCACCUGUGCACCAGGCACACUCAAAACCAUCCCGGUGCAUCAAGAAAGCGUACUCCGUACCAUCUCCAUCACUGUAUCUCCCCCCGCCGGCUUCACCGGCCACCAUCCCCGACGUCCCAUAGACAUGUCCUGCCCCCAUAGAGGGAGCAAACCGGCUGCUCUUCACACCCAUAAAUCCAUGUUGCCUCUACCAAGCCCCUCAUACACCUUUAACGACAGUCCACUUAUAUUAAGCGACGCUCCAGACGUGGGCUUUAUUCCACUGCACUGAGCGCAGUGUAUCUGCCACCAGCAAAUAUUCACUUCUCUGUUACUUGCCACCAUCAGAACAGCAUCACAGUGUUUUAAAAAACUGUUGCGAUUCUCAGGAUCCUCUCAGGAAAUAUUCUAUCUAUAUCAACAGAUGAGAAUUAGCCUGUGCAAGACUUUGUAUUUUAGUUUUUUUAGUUUUGCAUCACAGGCUUAAGCUUUGCUUGUGUUAACACCAAUCAGCCUACACUGUUUGGAUGGAGAGAAAAGCGAAACGUCUUUCAGUAGAUGCUUUGUUUUCUGUCCUGCACAAAAUUCAAAUCAAAUAAUCAGUGUUUUACAAAACCCUGAGCCAUUUUCAGCCUUUUGCCAUCUUUGCUUAGACCUAAUGCAAUAAUGAUAUGGUCACUUCGGUCUAACGAAAAGCCUUGCGUUUUAGUCAUGAGGCAUGGUGUGCUUUUGUUCAUUUUUAUGGUGUGUAAUAAAGUAUUUGUACCAACAGGCAAGUAGACAGUAGAGCUUUUUGUGACGAAGAGCUUAGGAUUAAAGUGUUAAUAUCUUCUAUGUAUAUUGUACUCGGUUACUGUUAGUCUGUGUAAUGUAUGAUUUCAAGGCUUAUCAUGUUAAGCUGUAUUAACUGCUUAUAUAUUUCUUUGUAGUUUUUUCCUUUUUAAUUUUUUGGCCGUUUAAGCUAAGUGUUAUCCCUGAUGCAAAUUUAAGGGAGAGUUCAUCCAAAAGCGAGUGUUCAGUCAUUUACUCGUGCAUAUGUUUUUCCAAAACCUCCAUGACUUAAUUUACUCCCGUGGAGCACAUGAGACAAUAUUUUAAAUAAAGUUACAGCUGUGAUUUCCAUUAUAAACGAAAGUUAAUGAUGACUGGUAACUCCGUCUCAACAUUAUGUGUAAUUUUCCUUUAGUGUUCAACAGAAGGCAAUCAGUCGUGUGGGAUUGGAAUGACAUUAGUGUGUUAUAUCAGAUAUUUUAUUGGAUAAUUUGGUUAUUUAAAGUACUAUGGAGAAAGUGAAACAUCAAGCCACAAGGGAGCAAUAACAGGAAAUGGAGAAAUGAUGUAGAUUCAUACUAAUUCACCUGUUGUAGGCAUCAGAAAUCUAUGGCUGUGUUCUUGGUUUCUAAAUGUUUGUAUGUUAUACUAUCAAAAAAAGAAAGAAAGUGGUAAAUAUGAUCACAGCUGUCACUGGGCGGUAGCUACUCUUACAAAAACGACACCUUUGCUGCUAAAGAGUUCAUAUUAGUACCUAAGAUUGGUACCAAAUGUAUACAUAUCUGUACCUUAAUUGUAUAUAUUAGGACUAGGAUUCUAUAAAGGGUACUGCCACAGUGACAGUUUGACAAUUUUUUUUUGUGUGUGUGAUUGUGCACUUUUAUCAGAACCCCAUCUAGAUUUCAGUGAUUUAUAGACCGAGCCCUAACCUUCAAAAUGCCUACUGUAUAAUCUGUGUUGUUUUUCUUAUUGUAAGCUUGUUUUGAUAUUCUAAGAGAUUGCUUAAAUCAUUAAGGAAAAGGUCCCAACUAUUUAUAGUGCCCAUGAGUACAGAAAGAAUACCUUAAUGGGAUAGUUCACCCCAAAAUGAAAAUUCUGUCAUCAUUUACUCACUUUCAUGUUGUUACAAACCCACAUAAUAUUUUUGUUCUGAUGAACAAAUGUUUGUAACCAAACCGUUUGUGGACCCAUUAACUUCCAUGGUAGAAAAAAGUAUACUAUAGAAGUAAAUGGGGUCCACGAACAGUUUGGUUACAAACAAUUCUUAAAAUAUCUUCCUUUGUGUUCAUCAGAACAAAGACAUUUGUAACAACAUGAAAGUGAGUAAAUGAUGACAGAAUUUAAAUUUUUGGGUGAACUAUCCCUUUAACUAGUCAUGCAUACACUAGAAGUUAACCUUGUUUAACCUCCCGUAGUAAUUUGAAGUCGAUAUUUCUGUCAAAUUUUAAAAUAGUUGCAUAAUAGUCUACCAGUGUGUGGAUAGCUGUGUGUACAUAACUACCGAAGACCCACGCAGGUGAAACCUUUAGAGUAUUUUUUGACUUUUCAUUGGUGAGUUAAAGAUUGUUACUAAAGUGUUGUUUCUAAAGCUUGAGAGAAUAACUGUUGUAACCGAAACCUUUUGCCUUGAUAUUAACGGAUAACUAGUGAAGUUAUUUACAUCAGAAUUAUGAAAGCCAUUUAAUACACGAGUCAUUUGACAGCAAUGUCUUGCACAUUUUAUUCUGAGAAUUCGAGUUUAUCACUGCCAGAUGUGUUGGUGGGAUAUUUAAAGUAUACAUACUUCUUCUUAAAAUGUUGUAUUUAUCUUUUUCAUAUCAAGGGUGUAUGUCAAAGUCCAUGAAGUAAUAAAAGUCUUUUUCACUUAUCUCA
This is a messenger RNA of Paramisgurnus dabryanus, 4341 nucleotides long. RefSeq names its product zDHHC palmitoyltransferase 18a (gene zdhhc18a). NCBI's taxonomy places the organism in Eukaryota, Metazoa, Chordata, Actinopteri, Cypriniformes, Cobitidae. Gene Ontology annotation, molecular function: protein-cysteine S-palmitoyltransferase activity. The record is from RefSeq and is a predicted model, not a curated record. Gene Ontology annotation, biological process: peptidyl-L-cysteine S-palmitoylation; protein targeting to membrane. Gene Ontology annotation, cellular component: Golgi apparatus; endoplasmic reticulum.